Molecule: messenger RNA, 868 nt
Organism: Paralichthys olivaceus (Japanese flounder)
Lineage: Eukaryota; Metazoa; Chordata; Actinopteri; Pleuronectiformes; Paralichthyidae
Gene: cotl1
Product: coactosin-like F-actin binding protein 1
Biological process (GO): regulation of actin filament polymerization
Cellular component (GO): site of polarized growth; cortical actin cytoskeleton; actin filament
Molecular function (GO): actin filament binding
Source: RefSeq, a predicted model, not a curated record
AUUUGGUUGCCUUGACAACCUGGUACUGUUGAUGGUCGUCAGGACUUUUCUUCUUCUUCUUCUUCUUCUUCUCCUUCAUCAUCACUUCUUCUUCUUCUCCUCCCUGACCGAGCCGCAUCGCCACCGCCCACCAUCCUCCAGGAAAUGACCCGAGCUGCUGGAAGAGGAGCCGCCUCAUUCCGCUGAGUCCACCCGGCUCCAGAGCGCUCAGUGCGGGGGACAGACGCCUGUUGUGUAACCGCAUCACCGGUAGUUCGGCCUCAGCCAGAGAAGUUCGCUCCUCCAUCACCGCCGAGCCUCCACCCUCCUCCCGCCCGGUUCACAGCCACAUCACCGCAGACUUCACCCGCGGCCUCACCCGGACCCUCGCCACCAUGUCCACGCAGAUCGACAAGGAGGCGGUGAGAGAAGCUUACAACGACGUGAGGGACGACAACACGGACACCAACUGGGCUGCGUUCAAAUACGAGGGCGUCAUGAUCGUACCUGCAGGACAAGGCACCGACUAUGAGGACUUCAAGAUGAUGUGCACAGAUGACGCUCGUCUGUUUGGCUUCAUCCGAAUCACGACGGGAGACGCCAUGAGCAAACGAGCCAAGUUCACCCUCAUCACCUGGAUCGGCGAGAAUAUCAGCGGCCUGCAGCGCGCCAAGAUCAGCACCGACAAGACGCUGGUGAAAGACAUCGUGCAGAACUUUGCGAAGGAGUUCAUGAUCAGUGAUCUGAGGGAGCUGGACAUGGCCUACAUCCGCACGGAGCUGCAGAAGGCCGGCGGAGCCAACUACGAUGCUCAGGCCGAGUAGAGAAGCGCCACGUUCCACUGGAAGUGUCGGGGUCGGGGUGGGGGUAUGGAGGGACAGGGGGUCGG